AUGAGGCAAGCCAGGACCACCACUGACACCCUGCGGAAGCAGCUGCCGCGACAGCGAGUGGACGACGGGCCUAGAGGAACAGCUGCAGCGCCUGCGAAAGACCAGCUGCGCCAUGCAGGCACGAGACGCCCAGUGCGAGGAGUGCAGCGGCUGCCAGUGCCAGCGAGCUCUGAGCAGGCAUCUCCAAAUGUCUCGGAGCCGAGAGCCUGCCGGGGCUCUCGGGCCAGUGGACCCCGUCCCCACGACGGCGCUCCUAGCCAGGCCGAGGCCGUUCGCCCCGCCGAGGCCCCUCUCCCCGGCCUGCUCAGACUCCUCCAAACUCGCCCUGAUCCACUCUGCCCUGCACAAGUGCCAGCUGCAGGUCCAGGGAGAAGAGCAACCUGGCUCACAGCCUGCAGGAGCUACGGCAGAAGCCAGAAGCGGGAGAAGCUGCAGGCUGCCCAGGAGGAGCUGCGGCGCCAGCGGGACCAGCUGGAGGAAGAGCAGGAGGACGCGGUGCAGGAUGGUGCGCGGGUGCGCCGGGAGCUUGAGCGCAGACAACCAGAGCAGCUGGAGGAGCGCUCAGUCCUGGCCAAGGAGCUGGUGGAGGUGAGGAGCGGAGCCGCCACGCUGCAGCAGGACAUGCUGCAGGCUGAGAAGGCCGAGGUGGCCGAGGCGCUGACUAAGGCUGAGGCUGGCCUCGUGGAGCUCGAGCUCUCCAUGACCAAGCUGAGGGCAGAGGAGGCCUCCCUGCAGGACUCCCUGUCCAAGCUGAGCGCCCUUAACGAGAGCCUUGCUCAGGACAAGCUGGAUCUGAACCGCCUUGUUGCCCAGCUGGAGGAAGACAAAGCCGCCCUGCAGGGUAUGUGUGUGUUUUUUUUUUUUUGAAACAGAGUCUUGCUCUGUUGUCCAGGCUGGAGUGCAGUGGCACGAUCUGGG
Chlorocebus sabaeus (green monkey) is the source of this 918-nucleotide messenger RNA. The record is from RefSeq and is a predicted model, not a curated record. Lineage: Eukaryota; Metazoa; Chordata; Mammalia; Primates; Cercopithecidae.